Messenger RNA from Orussus abietinus, 1551 nucleotides. RefSeq names its product myb/SANT-like DNA-binding domain-containing protein 3. The record is from RefSeq and is a predicted model, not a curated record. The transcript has 5 exons. Bases 220 to 1209 code for a protein of 329 amino acids. NCBI's taxonomy places the organism in Eukaryota, Metazoa, Arthropoda, Insecta, Hymenoptera, Orussidae.
CGGGGAAUGAGCAAUUGAGAGGCAUCUGUCAAAGGAUUUUCAACUUUUCAGGAAAAGGACGGAGAGGCUUUAUAAGUAGUACGAGAACUACCCGAUGGCGGCGUGGUGGUUUCUUGUAGGGGCGCAGGGGAGUUUGUGGUGAGACGAUCCAUGGCGAAACAGAUACCUUUUGGGACUCACUCGUUGAUCUGAGGUUAAAAUAAACGACAAACUUAAUCGAUGGUUAAAGUUUUGAUUUUAGUUACCGAAGAUAUAGUUUCAAUGAUGGCAACGAAAAAAAGAGGCGCCAAUUUCUCACAUGUUGAGAAACAAAGAUUGGUGGAGUACGUUACGUUGUAUAAAGACAUUAUUGAAAAUAGAAAAACAGACGCAGCAUCGGUGAGGAAGAAGGACGAAUGCUGGAAUAACGUAGCAUGUAGAUUCAACAGCGAUGAGGUUUCCCAACAGAGAUCGGUGGAAUCACUGAAGAUGUGUUGGGAAAAUUUGAAAAAGAAAACAAGAAAGCAGUUCAUGGAUGUCCAUAGGGAUUUGUACGCAAGAGGUGAGCGAAGGACGCUGAUGGAAGAUGAUCCAAUAUGCAAACGUAUCAAAGAAAUAAUUAAACCAACAGGUAGAUUCAACGAUAGAUUGGACAGCGGAGAAAUGUCUCAAGCAUCGGAAGAACAGGAUAAAAAGAAUGAUUUUCAUAACGAGAACGACUAUAUUAUCGAGGAGGUAUACACCCAACUAGAUGAUGCUGAGAGUUCUGAAUCCAACAUAGACUUGUCAAAAUGGAGCCCAAAAGCGAGCAAGGAAUCAGACACGAAGAACGCUAUGAUAGAAAGGAAAAGAAAACGCCAAGAAGAUGAAACAACAGAGGUAAAGGAAGAAAAAUACGAAGAAGAUGAAGAAGAAGAAGGAAUAAGAGAAAUUCCUUCGACACUAAGAUUGAAACGCAGCAGAUAUGAACAAAACAAUUUGCAUAAAAUAUUAGCGUCAUCAAAAAGUACAAGUGCCUCCCCCCGAAACAAAUCAAUUACAGAAUCGGUUCUAAGUAAAUACAAAUUAAUAGAACAUUUAAGAGAAGACGCGAAGAUAAAAUCACAACUAGAAAUAGAUAUUUUAAAAAUACAAUUAGAAAAAGAGAAGAUAGAGCUGGCAGCUUCAAAAAAGAAAUUAUUAUUAUACGACCGCAUAAUAGAUGGCGAAAUACCUGUGCAUAUUUUGUGAAUAGCUUCACCGUUUUAUAUUGUCUUAUCGAUUCAUAAUUCGUGUUUUUAGUAUUAUUGUGUAUUGUAUUUAUGUAAUUAAUGUAAAUAUAAGUAUAUGACAUUCUUUUUUUAUCUUUUCAAGGAUAUUCAACAGACGGAUGAAGGUAUUACUUGAUGUAAAAAACAAUGUUACGUUCGUCAAUUUAUUUUGCAAAAUAUUAAUAGAAAAAACAUUUCGCAGUAGUUUUAACCGUACAAGUUUCUAUAAACUGUAAAUAUCAUCUUGAUAUAACAUGUAUAUAAAUUUUAUCUUCUGUGGUUCUCACACUUUUAUUUUACUCAUCUGCAAUAAAGAAUCAAA